This is a messenger RNA of Aedes albopictus (Asian tiger mosquito), 1633 nucleotides long. It is a transcript of the gene Ak2, whose product is annotated as adenylate kinase. The record is from RefSeq and is a predicted model, not a curated record. NCBI's taxonomy places the organism in Eukaryota, Metazoa, Arthropoda, Insecta, Diptera, Culicidae. The transcript is spliced from 3 exons. Gene Ontology annotation, molecular function: AMP kinase activity; ATP binding. Gene Ontology annotation, biological process: ADP biosynthetic process. Gene Ontology annotation, cellular component: cytoplasm; mitochondrion. Bases 200 to 925 code for a protein of 241 amino acids.
UCAGUCGUUUACUGCCUGCCACUGCAACCGGUUCGUCGUGUCGUGUUCAGUCGUUUGCUUGGUGCCGUGUCGGAAGCGAUUUCAUUUCUCGCGUCCGUCGUUUCUUCCUGGGGGAAUUAAAAGUGUGCUUCUGUAAAUCAACCUUCACGGAAUUCUCCGCUUCAGCUUCAGCUUGUAACCGUACACCACCGAACGAAAGAUGGCCCCAAAUGCAGCAGCCGUAGCACCGAAACCGGAGCAGGAGCAAUCCACCGGAAUCAACGCGAUCCUUUUGGGACCACCCGGUUCCGGCAAGGGAACGCAGGCUCCGCUGCUGAAGGAGAAAUUCUGCGUUUGCCACCUGUCGACCGGUGACAUGCUUCGAGCGGAAAUUGCCGCCGGCUCCAAGCUGGGCGCCCAGCUCAAGAAGGUCAUGGACGAGGGCAAGCUGGUGUCCGACGAUCUGGUGGUGGACAUGAUCGAUUCCAACCUGGACAAACCGGAGUGCAAAAAUGGAUUCCUCUUGGACGGUUUCCCCCGAACGGUUGUGCAAGCGGAGAAACUGGACGACCUGCUGGAGAAGCGCAAGACCGGACUGGAUGCCGUGGUGGAGUUCGGAAUCGACGACAGUCUGCUGGUGCGCCGUAUCACCGGUCGGUUGAUCCAUCAGGCCAGUGGCCGGUCGUAUCACGAAGAGUUCGCCCCACCGAAGGUCGCUAUGACGGACGACGUGACCGGAGAGCCCUUGAUGCGCCGAAGUGACGAUAACGCCUCAGCGCUGGUGAAACGCCUGGAAGCCUACCACAAGCAGACGAAACCCCUGGCCGACUACUACGCCCUGCGUGGACUGCACUUCCGGGUCGAUGCCGCCCAAAGUGCGUCCCGAGUAUUCGAGAACAUUGACAGUAUCUUCACCAGCCAGCGGAAAGCACGGUUGGGACUGUAAGGGAUCAAGGGGCGAUCGCAUUUAAGGUUGAAGGUCAGUUUUUGUUGCGCGUUUGAGUUUGUGAUUUAUCUUGUUUUAUCAUGGCACCUGGGAGAUAUGUGUAACCGACGAAAUAUCCACAACAACCAUCGAACUACCUUAACUAUUAGUACUACUUACUACGACGGCGGUAGUCGCAUUCGGACGGUAAUUUCUGCCUAAAGUGAUUACUUCGAUCGUUCCGUCUUGUGCUGCGCCCUUCUGUCGUAGCCGCCUAGGAUUUAUACAUAUGACGUUUGUAAGCCAUCCCUACAAACACUGAGACACACUAAACACAUCAUAUUUAGUAACCAACUACCGAUGACGCUAUCAAAAGUAGAUACACAAAAGUUAAACACUCUAUUUAGGAAAUAAAAUCAACUUGUCUAGUAUUUUAAAAUGGAAAAUAAUUUGAACAGAUUAUUGAGGAAAAUAAAGAAAGAACAUCAUAGCUAACUGAAAAACCGGUUAAUGUGUAAUCGAAAAUGAACCGAACAACAGAUAUGACCCCUUGCUGGUACAAGAGAAAAGAGCCAAGCGAUCUCAAACGUAUAUGACAGGUAGUGCGACACGCAAAUCAUUGGCUCUACCUGCAAUAACUAUACUUUAUAAAAUUUUAAAAUCUUUGAUAUGGUGCAUCACGGACGAGAAUAAUGUAGACAAUUACAAAUGGAUAAUUGUGGUGGAAAA